Molecule: messenger RNA, 684 nt
Organism: Darwinula stevensoni
Lineage: Eukaryota; Metazoa; Arthropoda; Ostracoda; Podocopida; Darwinulidae
Source: the annotation of a GenBank genome assembly
GUGUCGUGGAUCCGGAAGAAAGACCUGCACGUGCUGACGAGCGGGAUCUUCGUGUACACGUCCGACCCCCGCUUCCGCAUGUUCCACGCGGAAGGCAGCGGCGACUGGACCCUGGAGAUCGUGAACGCGUCGGCGAGGGACGCCGGGACCUACGAGUGCCAGAUCAACACGGAGCCCAAGAAGAGCCUCACCUACCGCCUGAACGUGGCGCGAGGCACGGGCUCCCCCGCGACCGCGGUCGGGAUCCUGGGCCCGCGGGACCUGUACGUGAAGGAGAGUGAGACGGUGAACGUGACGUGCGCGAUCCACCACGCGGACUCCCGCGAACAUUCCGGCUCCGACGUCAGAUGGAAGAAGGACGACCAAACCCUUCUCCUCCUGACCUCGCCCGAUUCCUCCUCUCCUCCUUCCAUGCUGGUGGAAUCUCGAGAUCGGACUUCCAGUCUCUUGAUCCUCGACGCGAAACCACAAGAUUCCGGUCUCUAUUCGUGCAGCCUUCCUCUUCACGAAUCCUCUUCUCCCGCUUCCUCGUCCUCCACCGUCCAACUUCAUGUCAUCCAAGGCGAGAACUCAGCGGCGAUGCAGCGGGAGCAUCCCUCCACCCACGCCUCCAACGAUUCCACGUCUCGUCAUCUGUCAUCUCUCUUCUUCUCCCUCCUCGUUUUUUUCGGCUGUCAUCAAUAA